AUGGAAAUAUCAUUCUGGAUUUUACUCUUUUUAGGAGCAAACUUGCUUUAUUACAUAGAAUGUGUAUGUCUACAAAAUACAUCAUCAACCUGUCUGACGUCAUUCACAGAACUGAGAAAACACGUGACGAGUAUACAAGUGACGGAUUUACUGAUUCCGUCUAAAAAUAAUACAAAUCAUAGGGUUGUGUGUAGGUUAUAUGAAGAAUAUCGGUCGUGUAAAUAUACGGGUUUUGAGAAAUGUUACAACGAAAUACAAAAAGAAAUGACAAUUUUGGAUAAAGUUUUUGAUCCAAUAUGCAGCAAACAGUUUCAUGAUUUCGUGACAGGGACAAAUUGUAUACAUCGUUAUCGUCGACAUUAUAAAGUUUGUCAUCGUAAAAAACAUAACAAAGAUUCACAUGUUCCUUCAUAUCGAAGCUUACAUUCUAAACAUCGUAAAGAUAACAUACAUUGCAACAUUACUAAAGACUAUAUAAUGUGUCUGUAUAGUGUGACAGCUCUAGGCUGUUCCAUUGAUGUGGCAGAAAAUUAUUUCACAAUACUAAACCAAAGCCUUUCAACUGCCUUUAAAUAUAGAGGACAAUUGUGUAUUCUUAACCAUCCAUUAACAGCAAUUUCAACUACGUCAUCAUCAAAAUUGAUGAUGUCACAUUCUGUGUGGACUACGCCAUCAAUGUCUGUGUAUAGUAAUUUAGGCAGUAGAAAUUCAGCAGUGACAUUUAGUUCUAGAUUGUGUAAUGUUUUGUAUAUUUUUGUAUAUUUCUAUUUAAUAUUGUCAUGUUUAGAUAAAUAA
Messenger RNA from Lottia gigantea (owl limpet), 795 nucleotides. RefSeq lists its product as hypothetical. NCBI's taxonomy places the organism in Eukaryota, Metazoa, Mollusca, Gastropoda, Lottiidae. Bases 1 to 795 code for a protein of 264 amino acids. The record is from RefSeq and is a predicted model, not a curated record. The transcript is spliced from 5 exons.